UGAAGUGGAGCUGGCCAAGAAUGCUUGUCUGCAUGGGCUGACAAAACACAUAAGGCCUAAGUGGCAUUGGGUGAGGAGACUCCUUGAUAAGGAGGUGCGGCUGGAGAUAGUGAAGACCCAUCAGCAAGCAGCAGAUAUUUUCACUAAGCGUCUCGCGGAGGCGGAUCAUUGGAAGAGCAUGAAGCUCGCUGGGAUGAGUGUGCAUUGAGUAUGCAUGCUUGAGAUGUUGCUUUGGAUGGCUCCAACUAUGAGGAAUGGAGCGGGCGGAUGAGGAGUGCCUUCAAACGCUACAAGCUACUGAAGAUUGCUGUUGGGGAGGAGAAGAUGCCGGAAGAAGGCGAAGCACGUGAACGGUGGAUUGAGAAAAACGCGGUGCUUUUCGACCUCAUCCUUCAAUCGGUCAACAAGGAGAUGUUCGAGCACAUCAAGGAUCUUGUGGAAGCGGAUGAUUCGGGUCCAAGGGCGUGGAAACUACUACGCGAUGUCGCCCUUGUGAAGAACAGGGUGCUGGCUACAGUUGGGGAUAAGGAGUGGAUCCCAUAUACCAAGUGGUAUGGGAGUGCUCCAGCUGUGAACAUGCUGAGGGCAUUUGGGUUGGAUGUGUCUUCCGCUAAGGGGAAACUCUGCCGAAAUUUCGUGGACGCCAACACUUUGUGGGUUUACCCUUUGAAGAGCAAGGGGGAGGUGGCAGCGGCUGUCCUUAAGGAGUGGAUGCCUAGAGCUCAGAGGGCAUGCGGACACAAGAUGUCUGGGGUGACUGAGGAAGGGGGAGCAGCUGAAGUGGAGCAGCAGCAGCAGCAGCAUGAGUCUCCACCUCGAGUUCCACACCCGCCUGAGCGACCUAGGAGGGAUGUGCGCCCUCCGGUGAGGCUGACCUAUGGGGGAAGAGGCAAGCCGAAUGUGGUGCAGGCUGGGAGUGUGGUUGAGCAGAUUGAGGAAGAUGAGAUUGCAUUAUGGGACCUUUGAGGGUUGGGGAAAUUCGUCACUCUACUGUAGCAGCUGCAAAUUGGUUGGGAACAACCAAGCUAGGUUGGCAAGGGUGGCCAACUUGGUUGGAUUGGU
Messenger RNA from Closterium sp. NIES-67, 1062 nucleotides. Lineage: Eukaryota; Viridiplantae; Streptophyta; Zygnematophyceae; Desmidiales; Closteriaceae. The record is from the annotation of a GenBank genome assembly.